Polyodon spathula (Mississippi paddlefish) is the source of this 4616-nucleotide messenger RNA. RefSeq lists its product as uncharacterized. NCBI's taxonomy places the organism in Eukaryota, Metazoa, Chordata, Actinopteri, Acipenseriformes, Polyodontidae. The record is from RefSeq and is a predicted model, not a curated record. Bases 131 to 3589 code for a protein of 1152 amino acids. The transcript is spliced from 21 exons.
UGAAUUUCGCCCACCUCGGAAAGACAACGCUUUACUUCCUGGCUAAGCUUUUUACAUUAGAUGUUGGGUCGGGAUAGUGUCAGUUCUGUAUCAACAGAGUUUUUACACAUUCAGUGCCAGGCUGAAAAUAAUGGCGUGUUCAACGCAGCAUAGAUUUAAGGACCUCGAAUAUAAGAAUUGGUUAAAAACAACACUGAGUUUACAGUUGCUACGGAGCGGUUUGGUGAAUUUUUUGGACAACGAAACUGAAGUUUUUCACUCGCAGCUGCUGAGAACGCUGAAGGGAGAGAUCUGUAAGGUUCAAUGCAAUACCAAAAGCUGCGGAAAUCAAGGCUUAAAGCCUCCAUUGACAUGUCCUGCCUGCUCAAAGUGGAAGAAUGAAAUCCUGUCAAACCACAGUAAUAAACAUAGUAUCAUCUACUGGAAUAACUGCAAGCCUCAUCUUUGGCAUGCAGAUAAAUGGGAAGUUGCCAAGGUGUAUAUGCCUAGGGGAAACAAGGACCAUACCAAGGCAAACGCCUUUGACAUCUCUGCAUUCUUGAACUUGAUGAAAUUUUGCAAGCACUUUGAGAAGAUUGUGAAAAGCCAGAUGUUGGACAAGGUGACCAAUGUGAGAAACCAGAUGAUGCAUUCAGCUGAGAUGAAGGUAACCACUCAGGACAUGGAAACGCACAUUGACAAAAUCCUUGACCUGGUCCGGCACCUGAAAAACCGUGUACCCCUGAUCCCUGACCUGGAACAGCUGGAGAAAGAAAUCAUUGAGCUGCUGAAGACUGAACUGAACAUGGUGCUGGAGGGAGCGCAGCUAGAGUCCGCUGGCGAGAACCCAAUUAGCCGCAUAAUGGACAAGCAGAAGCUCCACGAUUUGGAGCAGCAAGUUCUGAAGGAGAAGAUUGACGCCCUGGCCUUUCGUCUGGAGGAGAAUAAAGACUUGCUUGUUAACCAGGAGGAGCACCGUAAGCUGAAGGAAUUCCUUGACAACAACAAGGACCUCCUGGAGCAGCUGCACCCACGGUUAGCCAAGCUGGACUUCCUAGUGCAGAAGGUCAACCAGCACGACGAGAGGCUGAGUGAACUGGAGAAGAAGACUGAGGAACCAGUUUUCAGCGUUCAACCAGUCCGUUUUAAAAACCACCUGCAUGAACUUGCACAGAAAAAUAAAUGGCCUCUACCAGAAUUUUCAGAGGAACGCCACCCACUAGGCUACAGAGGCGUGGUCCUGGUGAACGGAGUGAAGUACACAGGAUUGAAGGUGUUCCCUAAAGUGGUGGCAGCGCACCAGGAAGUGGCGAUGAUUGCCAUUGAGCAGCUAACGGCAGAGGGGUGUCUGCUCCCGGACCCGGACACUAGCCAAUCAGAGACCAGCUCAACCAGUGCAGAUAUGUUGUUCCCAGCAGCCCCGUUGUUUUUCUCCUGCGUGACUGUUAAAUUGAACACUGAAGUUUCACUCCCAGAGGGAUGCAGUGAAAGAGAGGAAGCUGUUGAAGUAGCCUAUGCAAGAUUAGCAUCCAUGUUUGGCCUGCAAGCCUCGGCGUCAGGGGCGUCCAAACAGAUGGUCCUGGAUUUUUUUUCUACAUCUGGUUUCAUCGAACCUGAAGAGAUCUGGGAGACAACCGAUGACAGCAAGUUCAAGUGCAAGCUCAGAAUGUCAGGGCCAUUCAGAUUUCAAAGUCAAGCUGGUGCUUCCAAAAAGCAGCAGGCACAACAUGAGGCAGCUAAGGAAGCGCUCACCCAACUGACAGGGGUCCUAGGCUGGGACGGUGUCUGUGAAAAUGGAAACUACAAGGGGAGGCUCCAGGAGCUGCUGGUGAAACAGGGUCAGGAGAAGCCCACAUACGAACCCUUCACAGGGGGCAGUGGGAGUCCUGGAGACAAAACUCGUCCAGCUCCCUCAGUCUCGAUUGUUGAGUCCUGCAAGGAUAAAGAAGUAUCUAUAGCCAGUCCCUCUGAAAGGCCAACAGCAGCACCCCCUCAAAGAAGCACGCUACAGCCAACCAGAGUGGCAGUGGCUAAACCUGAACCAGCUGCAACUCAGUUAUUCUUUGCGAGUGUGAUUGUCACGUUGAAGAAAGUAAUCGACCCACCAGAAGUGCACAGCGAGAAGGAGGAAGCCAUCCAGGCGGCCUAUAGGAACCUGGCGUUAGAGUUCGGCCUGACAGAAUCAGUCCCCGGUGUUCCUGUGAAGAAGAUGGUCGUGGAUUACUUCACUAAAUGUGGUUUUAAGGAACCUGAUGAGUUCUGUGAGCCAGCUGGAGACAAUAAGUUCAAGUGCAAGCUGGAUCUCUCUGGCGAUUUUCGAUUUCACAGUCAAGAUGGUGUUACCAAAAAGCAGCAGGCACAACAUGAGGCAGCUAAAGAAGCGCUCAUCCGACUGGCAGGGGUCCUAGGCUGGGACGGUGUCUGUGAAAAUGGAAACUACAAGGGGAGGCUCCAGGAGCUGCUGGUAAAGCAGGGUCAGGAGAAGCCCACAUACGAACCCUUCACAGGGGGCAGUGGGAAUCCUGGAGACAAAACUCGUCCAGCUUCCUUGAGUACCUGUGUUGACUCUGCCAAGCUGGAAACAUCAGCAACAACAGGGGCCUCAGAAACAACAGGGGCCUCAGAAACAACUAGCUCUGUAACCUCGGCAACAAGGCGUGCAGACUACUGCCUGGCUCCUCAGGACAAGAAGCCAAAGAUUGAAUCACCAAAGCUGCAGAGCUUCCUGGAGAAGUUUCAGCUUGUUCCACCCCAAGUGAUGAACCAGCUGAGUGUGGAGAAGGUGUGCGUCUGGAGAGUGUUAGUUGAUGUGAGCAACUUCACCAUUAAAACUCAGGAGAGCUACAAGUCGAAGAAGGAUGCCAGGCAGAUGUCAUACUUAAAACUAGGAACCGCCAUGGGCAUCUGUGGAUCAAAUGUUGAUGUGACCAAUGCCACUGCUGUAGUGAAAGGGCACUUGACGAAGAGUAACUCUCUUGAUUUACUCUCAGAGGACUUCAAUAAAUUACAAGACAGGUUUAUAUGUCUGCUAGCAGUGAAGUCCUACAGGUUCCCAUUCACAGGAGAAGGUUCUGAUGAACACGCAGCUAAACGAGAGGCCUGCAAGGCUGCGCUGUUCCAGCUGGCCCAACUGUUCGACUGGGGAUUAGCUGCCAAGGUGGUGAGCAAUGGGGACGCAGAGGGCAGGCUCACCCAGCUGCUGCAGGAGUGUCAUCAGGAGCCACCCUCCUUUGAGUGCGUCGAGACCCUGCACACAGCCACGCUGCAACUGCAGUUCAACACAUACUCCGUCUGGAGUAGGGGAAAACAGCACACCACUAAGAAGUCUGCCCAGAGCGAAGUCAGUAUGCGCCUGCUGGGGCUGCUGGGGGAGAAGGAGAUAAAUUGCAGCAUCCCAGUAAGGAACCGAGUUCAGGAAUGGUUCGCAAAAAAGGGUUUUCCGAUUCCCGAUUAUGAGGAUACUGAAGAAAGUGGAGCAAAAGUGACGUUCUCUGCAAAUAUUGACUGCAGCCAUACAGAUUCCCAGCCAAGUUUGGAGCUUGCUGAAGAUAAACUCAUGGACGAGCUCCUUGGUCGUAUCCGGUACAUUGUGGAGGAUGAUAUUGAGUAGGGGCUUCCCAGAUGAAUGAGGCAGAGCUUUCCUAGAUGCUGACGAGACAGAAUAAAAAUGAAAAUUUUUCUGAUGCUGUUCUGGAAGUGAACGCCUGUUUUCCCAUCCCUCCACUAUGCUUUUGUUUCCAUUCCUAUCUGGCCUGCAUGUUUUAUGCUGAAGAGGCCAUGUACAGACACUGCAUGCUCGUUUAUUACGAGGUUCAAAUCAAACACUAAGCACUUCUAGAUGACCUCCCUUAUAAAUGACUUAUUGUUAAAUACAAGUACAUAGACAUAGAUAGUUUCCUGCAGAAUUGUUUAAAUAUGUUAUCUGAAAAACAGUUGUGAUGGAUAGUAAGUUUUGCUCUGAAGCUUUAAUGCAGUACACUGUUUUAGAUCCAAAAGCCAACUGUAUUCAUAAUACUGAAAUAACAGAAGAGUAAUAAUCAUUAAAUUGUAUUUUAAAGUCAUUUUAUGUGGGAGCUCAUUAAUUGAUUAAUUUAUUUUGCCAGGGUCUAUGUGCAAUGCAACCCACCACUUUGUUAGUAAAUGUGUGAUUAUUGACUAUGGUUUUAAUAUUUAAAGACUUGCUUUGUGGGAUUACCUAGGUUCUAUCAGCCUCACCCAGAACUGUUAACUUCAUAGAAAAUCAAUGGGCAAUCCAUCCUGAUCUUCCUGUAGUUAAAGCUUUUAAAUGUAAUUUAAAACAAAGUUCUUGACAAGCAAUGAAUAUGAAAUUCUGAAUGCUUCUGGUGAUAAAAAAAACCCAAAACAUAUAAUGAAAAUAAAGAAAUCUGUUUAUGCUUUUACUGAGCAAGAAGGGGCCUGGAAUUAUUGGAGUCUUAUAUUUUAAAUGUUGACGCGAACAGAGACGGUUAACAGCAUCAUGAUGAUACCUGAAUCGGUCAAAUUGGGUUAGCACCCUGAAAAUGUAUUUGAAAUGGCGUAAAGAAUGUUGUUGCAGGUUCCUUGAGGUGAGUUUCAUUUGAGGUGUGAAACCAUGAAAACAACACUGAAAAGUUCAUAAAUAAACUACUCUCUGCAUA